This is a messenger RNA of Achroia grisella, 678 nucleotides long. RefSeq lists its product as uncharacterized. The coding region runs from base 1 to 678 and encodes 225 amino acids. NCBI's taxonomy places the organism in Eukaryota, Metazoa, Arthropoda, Insecta, Lepidoptera, Pyralidae. The record is from RefSeq and is a predicted model, not a curated record. The transcript is spliced from 2 exons. Gene Ontology annotation, molecular function: nucleic acid binding.
AUGGCCCGACGAGGGAAGCCAACCGAGAUCUGGUCCGACAAUGGGACCAACUUCCACGGCGCAGACGCAGAGCUACGUCGCGCCGCCAUAGAAGCAAGUCGCGAAGACGCGGCUAAUCAUCGUAUACGCUGGCGGUUCAUCAGCCCCAGCGCACCAUUCAUGGGCGGAGCGUGGGAACGUCUCGUCCGCUCCGUGAAAACAGCAUUAGCCGCCACUCUGCAUGAGCGGCACCCUUCGGAAGAAACAUUAGUCACACUGCUUGCAAACUCCGGAAGUUUUGAAGACACCGAUAUCGAUAGCCGGAGUCACUGGAAGAGAGCGCAGCGGCUAGCAGACCACUUCUGGAGCCGAUGGCUCCGGGAGUACCUACCGGAACUUCAACACCGGCGGGAGCCCCGCGGCACGGGGCAACCUCUGCGCAUCGGGGACUUAGUCCUGAUCGUCGACUCCAAUCUCCCGCGCAACACAUGGCCGCGCGGGAGAGUAAUAGCAGUGUUUCCCGGCCCAGACGGCGUCAUCCGAGUGGCCGACAUCCAGACCAAGAAUGGCGUGCUGAGGAGGCCAACCAAACGACUCGUGGUCCUGCCAACGGGAGUUGCUGAUAGUGAAGAGCGGGCUCCGGAACCAGACAAGGCUCCUGCAGCGCCCUCAACGACCGCUGCAGCGGCGGGAGAAUAA